This is a messenger RNA of Oryza sativa Japonica Group (Japanese rice), 629 nucleotides long. Lineage: Eukaryota; Viridiplantae; Streptophyta; Magnoliopsida; Poales; Poaceae. The record is from RefSeq and is a predicted model, not a curated record.
GGUACGCUCUAGCAGCGGGAGGUGUUCCUGCUCAAAUCCUUGCCUCCAGGGUGAGGGCCAUAGAUGUGUCCCUCACCUUGGAGUCUCUGAUGGUCUCCGGUGAUCUGUACUUCGUCGUUGGUAAGGAUGGAGAAAAAGUUCCGGUGGCGUGGCUCGUCGGCAGGACUGGCCUGCUCUACUUCUCAGCUCACUGGUGCAGUCCAUGCCGGAAAUUCCUCCCUAAGCUCAUCGAGGAGUACAUCAAGAUGAGGGAGGAGACAAGCAGUGACGUUGAGGUCGUCUUCGUCUCCAACACCGACGGGCAGGAGAAAAGGAAUUGUCAUGUGAGGCCCACCGCAUAUAUUUUGUCAUUUUUCACUGACAUGUGAGCCCCAUCAACAAAAACCUUCUAAACGGAGUUUAUUUACACCGCUUUGUAAGACGGGAGAGAUGUUAUACCCGGAUUCGGGGUUGAGCCCAUCAACAAAAACCGUUUCCUAAACCAUCGAAGGAGUUUAGCUUUGAUUUUACGACUCAACUAUGAGCCAGAGAUGAGAGAGUGAAAAUAUACCUAUUUCCUUUUGGAUGACAGCUCACAUGGCAAGGUGGCCCAAGACCGAGAGGCCCUAUUGAAGGUUUAUGGAUUGAAA